AUCACAUCACACAUGUCCAUUCCAACUUCUUCAUGAUUAUGACACUUGAUUCUAGAUUUAGGUGAAAUCUGCUCUGCACGUGUGCUUAAUUGAAAUUGAAGCGAAUUCGAUUCGAUCAUUUUUCAUGUGUAUCUUCAGCAAUGGCUCUACAAAACGAAGAAUAUGUUGUGUCUCUCGUGUAUGAUUAUUUGCUGAAAAAAGAUACGGCGUUAGCAUCAACUUUCCAGGAGAAAUUUUCUGCAAAACCUCUCCCGAAAGGAUUACCGAGUUUGAAAGAGAUGGUAUCGUAUUAUCAGAAAAUAGAUAAGCGUCGAAAACACGUGAAAUUACCAAAAAAACAAUCAGCGAAAGUCUCGCCAUCGCCGGUGAGACCCAGCAAUUCCAUUUUCUCUAGAUCUGAGUCGGACGACAAAUCCUCAUCAUCGGACGGUGCAAGCCACCGUGGUUCAAGUCCCGCGGUGAGACCCCUCUCGAAGGUCUCCGCAACAACGGCGUCAUCCAAUCUGAAACCGCUGUCAAAGGUCUCCACGGUUCCAGCGUCAUCUAAUCUGAAACCACUGUCGGAAGUCUCCACGAUUCCGGCGUCAUCCAAUCCGAAACUCCUAUUACCGACGAUCACACUUUCCACGAUACCGUCAGAUUUCAAACUCCUACCAGAAAAAACGUUGCAAGAAAUAUUGGAAAUGCACCUACCUCCAUCUUAUACGACUGUAGCACAACCAAUAUCGAAGGGAACCACAAAGAAAACUUCCACUUCAGCGUUCGCAAAACAAGCAAAAUCCAUUUCCAAACCAUUAAAGAAUGUUCCACCUACUGGAAAGUAUGGCAAAUCAGAAUCGAACCCGUCACGACCGCCUCAACCUACCAAGAAAGCAGUGGUACCAUCAUCAUCAGAAGAAUGUUCAAGUUCAGACGUAGAUGUCGCAUCGCUCACGAAACCAGCAAAAUCCAUUUCUAAACCAUCAAUGAAUAAGAACGUAUCAGUGGUAACAUCAUCAUCGGAAGAAAGUUCUGGCGAGAGUGAUAGUGAUGAAGAUGUAUCGCUCACAAAACAGGAAAAAUCCAUUUCCAAACCGUCAAAAAAUGGGCCAAGUUUUGAGAAAAAGACCCAAACGGUAUCGAAAAUGAAUACACCUAUCCUGCCUCUAACUGCUAGUGCGCAAUCAUUAUCUUCGGAGGAGGAAACUUCAAGCUCAGACUCUGAUAGUGAUGAAGUCCAAUCCGUUCCCAAAGCGCUUAUGAAUGUGUCUUAUUCGCCCAAAAUACCCGAAAAGAAAUCUGAAACGAACCAGCCUCGCAAUGUUACAGCUGGUCAGCAAAAAAUAGCACCGAAUGUCGAAUCGCUCACAAGAAAAGCAUCAUCAUCGGACUCAAGUUCAAGUUCAGAUGAAGAUGUAUCGCUCGUAAAACAAGCAAAAUCCAUUUACAAACCAUUUACGAAUGUUCCGCCUCCUGGAAAUAAGUUCCAAACAAAAUCAGAAUCGAACACAUCUCGGCCGCUUCAACCUACCAAGAAACCAGGGGUACCAACAUCAUCGGAUGACAGUCCAAGUUCAGACGAAGAUGUCAUAUCGCUCACAAAACCAGUAAAAUCCAUUUCUAAACCAUCAACGAAUGGUUCAAACCCGCCUCAAACCAAGAAGGCAUCAUCUUCGGAUUCAAGCUCAGAAUCUGAUGAUAGUAAGGAUGUCCAAUCCGUUCCCAAAGCGCCUGUGAAUGUGUCAAAUUUGCCCAAAAAACCCGAAAAGAAAUCUGAAGCGAACCAGACUCGCAAUGUUACAGCUGGUCAGAAAAAAAUACCCCCGAAGAAAGACAGUUCUUGUUCAGAUGAUUCCGAUGGCGCUAGGUCCGCGAAACGAGCAAAAUUCAGUUCCAAAAUCGAUACAAAACUGUCGAAUUCUUCAAAAAUUUCUCAAAACGUAUCUGAAUUGAGGCCGAUGCGAAUUCGAAAGAAGAUACCAAAAAAAACAUCUUCAGCAGAUUCCACUUUCACUUCAGAAUCCGAUAAAGACGCGUCUGCGAAAUGCAGUGAAAACUUGAAUCUCAUCAGCAUCAACCACAGUCGUAAACAAGAUUCCUUGAAUUUAGCUACCAAAACUCAAAACAAACCAAGAAAUGACAGAAAAAAGAAAUAAACAUCGUCAAGUGUCCUCGGGGCUGAAGAUCGACUUGACAAUUUUGAACGUCAAACUCGAAGCUAUAAAAAGCGCGAAACAUUCCUGUCGAAUAAUUUAAGUUAAAAAUAAGAAGUAUUUUGAAAUUACCUCGUAAUUUACUUGUAAUAACGUUAUCUAUCUAUGCGCGCAUCGGAUUGGAAAUCGCUGUCGCUACUAUCGCACUAUCGCUUUGAAGUUUGGAGAAAAUGUAGUAACGUUGAUAGUUCGAUAGUACGUAAUUAUUCAUUCAUGAAUGAGUUGUAAUGAGUGAGUGAUGUUUUCUGUUUAUAUUUUAUUGAUUGAUAUACGUACGCAGAUCUACACAGGUCACUUGUUCAUUCGAUUCCUCUAAAUAUAUGAUAAUACUAAAUAUUAACUAGGUGUUUUUAUUCUAUUUGAUGCCAUUGCAUAGACUACGAUAGUCUACUGGAGUACUCUAUAAGAUGUAAUUUCGCCAAUGUUUUGAUAUUAUGAUACCCUGAAUUCGCCUUUGCAUUUCUGAAUCGCGAAGUACCCAGAGAAACAGACUUCCAUGGAACAUCUUCAACUUUUAGCUCAAGAAAUAUUGGGCAGUAGAUGUUGAUAGUAUUGACAAAAAUACGCCUAAAAGGGCGCCCAUGGUCCAAAAAUGUCUUACAUUCGAUCACGAAAUUCUCUAACUAUCAGUUUCGAAGGAAUGGCUUAUAAUUUUGCGAUAUAUUCUUUAAUAAAUGGAAUAAUUGGCAAUUUCCAUCUGCGAGGUACUACUAUUAUGUUAUUUAAAUCUGGCACAAAAACGUCAUCAUUAGAAGCGUAACCAAUAGCGCAACUGGUCGAAACGGCAUCGAGUCACGCUUUUUUGAUAGAACUUCCGUCCAUUAGAUAUAUUAGUAGUGACCUCAUUGUUUUUAUAAAUUUUUCUUCAUUA
Planococcus citri (citrus mealybug) is the source of this 3063-nucleotide messenger RNA. RefSeq names its product mucin-17-like. Lineage: Eukaryota; Metazoa; Arthropoda; Insecta; Hemiptera; Pseudococcidae. The transcript has 22 exons. The record is from RefSeq and is a predicted model, not a curated record. The coding region runs from base 141 to 2135 and encodes 664 amino acids.